Messenger RNA from Vespa mandarinia (Asian giant hornet), 783 nucleotides. It is a transcript of the gene mRpS7, whose product is annotated as mitochondrial ribosomal protein S7. Gene Ontology annotation, biological process: translation. Lineage: Eukaryota; Metazoa; Arthropoda; Insecta; Hymenoptera; Vespidae. The record is from RefSeq and is a predicted model, not a curated record.
UUACGUUUAUUUGUUACAAAAACAAUUAAUUUAUUAAAUUUAUGUAAAGAUCAAAGAUAUUAUAGUGUAUUUCCACUUCGUUAUAUUAAACCAAUAUAUAAUAAGGAAGAACAACAAAAUUUACGUGUAUCAAACGAAAUAAAAGAAAUUGUUAAUAAAUCUAUUAAACCAGCAACAACCACGGAUACAUGUUCAGUAUUUUAUGAUAAUAUGGUAAAUCAAUUUACAAAUUAUAUUAUGAGAAAAGGAGAUAAAAAAUUAGCAAGAUCGUUACUGGAAGAAACUUUUGAAGCUAUUAAAUUAAUGCAAUUACAGCAUUAUCAUAAAGCUGAUCCUAGUCAAAAAAAUAAUAUUGAAUUAGAUCCAAAAGUAAUUUUUAGUAAGGCUAUUGAGAAUGUUACACCAAUUUUAGAAUUAAAGAAUCAUAGAAAAGGUGGUAUAAAUUAUAAGAUUCCUGUAGCAGUAAGUGAAAAUAGAGCUAAAUUUAUGGCAAUGAAUUGGUUAAUACAAGCAGCAAAAAGUAAAGAUAAAUCUGUACAUUUUCCCCAACAAUUAGCAAAAGAGUUUAUAGAUGCUUUUCAUAAACGGGGUCGUGUUAUUGUAAGAAAGCAUGAUUUGCACAAGGAAUGUGAUGCGAAUCGUGCUUAUGCUCACUUUAGAUGGUUGAAGCAAUAAUAAAAAUAAAAUAUUUUGUUUAAUUAGAUAUAUUUGGAUAUUAUAAUAUGUACAUUAAAUCAUUAACUUUAAAGUCUAAAUAUAUAGAUAUUAUUCAUAAUCACCUAA